AUGACGGCCGCAGACGACUCGGGAUGCACAACCAAACCUGAAGACUAUGCCCAGGAUGCCGGUCAUCCCCCCCCAGCCACCCCGUGGUGGAGGCGCUGGGGACGCUCCCCGAGAGAGGAACCGGGGUUCGUUCCAGCUGAUGGAAGCUAUCGUGCCAAGUCUACGAUGGGCAUCCUCAGCGAUAAAGAAACCGACCAAGUGCCAGGCACCGUUCUCCUCCUUGCAUCUCAUCGCAACGAACCGCUCGGGUUGAGACGCCGAGAAAAUCGUGGAUCCGCGACAUCCUUGCAGUCCGCCUAUUCGCGUGCCUCCUCCCGAUCCGCAGUACCGACGAAGAAGACGUCCGAUGGUCGGGUGAUCUUGGAUCCCCAGCCCGAUGAUUCGGGCAACGAUCCCCUAAACUGGCCGGUCUGGCGCCGGGAUGCCGCUUUGAUCGCCCUGGGCUUUUACUCGCUCAUGGGCGGCGGCAUGACCCCCGUCCUCGCUGCAGGAUUCGAGGCAGUUGCCACGACGUAUGAUGUGUCCACCCAGAAGGUCGCCUUCACGACGGGUCUUUACAUGCUGGGGUUAGGCGUGGGCUCGGUGAUCAUGUCCCCAACGGCCAUCCUGUACGGUAAGCGUCCGGUCUACCUCCUGGGGGCCACGCUUUUCAUCAUUUCGGCCGUCUGGUGUGCCGCCUCCCCCAACUUCGCCAGCCUGGUGGUAGCCCGUGUGUUCCAAGGCAUCGCGGUCAGUCCUGUCGAGUGCCUGCCCUCGGCCACCAUUGCGGAGAUCUACUUCUUGCACGAGCGCGCCUACCGCGUGGGCAUAUACACGCUACUCUUGCUCGGAGGCAAGAACCUGGUCCCGCUGGUGAGCGCGGCCAUUAUCGGCCGGAUGGGGUGGCGCUGGGUGUUUUGGAUCGUCGCCAUGGUCGUAGGCGUCUGUCUGGCGAUGAUCUUCUUCUUCAUGCCAGAGACCUUUUGGGAUCGGACCCCGCGCCCCCGCCCCCGCAAGCGGCCCUCCCUCUACCGCAGCGUGUCAGACGUCGUCACCCACGGGUUCCACGGGCGACCGCCGCAUACCCAGCGCCUUCCCGACUCGGCCCCGGAGGAGCCCUUGCGCUCGCCCUCGCCCGCCCAUCAUGCUGAUGGGGCCCCCCACGUAGGGUUCGUCAAUGAGACGCUGGGUUCGGUGCGGGACGAGAAGGACGACCGUGGCCCAACAGAUGCGGACUCCAUUGCGCCGGCGCCUCCGCCCGCAGGGACUCGGGGGAACCUAGAGAAAUCUGACGCAGACCGUCAUCCCCCACCCCCGGCUCACGGCACGUCCCAUGCGGGGGAUCUGGAGGCGGCCCGGCUAGCGGCUCCCUCGUCCACCCGCAGCGACUCGGUCGGGCCGGCGGCACCCCCAAUCACCACAAGCAUGCACUACACCAACCAGCUGCGGGAUCGGUCCCCGGUCCCGUUCGUGCAGUCGCUGCGACCAGGGCAGGGGCGGAUCUCGCAGGAUAGCUGGAUGCGGGCGGCUUACCGGCCUUUUGUGCUUUUCGCGUACCCGGCGGUGCUGUGGUCGGCUGCAGUGUACGCCCUGUCCGUGGGGUGGCUAAUCGUGGUGUCCGAGUCGGUUUCGCACAUCUUCCAGGGUCGGUCCCACUACCACUUCACGGCGCUGCAGACGGGGCUCGUUUAUAUUUCGCCCUUCGUGGGCGGCCUGCUGGGGACCGCCGUGGCCGGUCGGGUGUCGGACCUGAUCGUCACCGCCAUGACGCGGCGGAACGGAGGCGUCUACGAGCCAGAGUUCCGGCUGGUUAUGGCGGUGCCAAUCGCGCUGUCGACGACCACAGGACUGAUGGCGUUUGGCUGGAGUGCGGAGGAGGAGGACCCAUGGAUCGUGCCGACGUUACCGACAGUAUGCCGGGGAGGCGCUGGUGACACUGAACUGGUGCAAAAGUAA
This is a messenger RNA of Aspergillus candidus, 1935 nucleotides long. Its product is annotated as putative MFS transporter. Bases 1 to 1935 code for a protein of 644 amino acids. Gene Ontology annotation, biological process: transmembrane transport. Lineage: Eukaryota; Fungi; Ascomycota; Eurotiomycetes; Eurotiales; Aspergillaceae. The transcript has 3 exons. The record is from RefSeq and is a predicted model, not a curated record. Gene Ontology annotation, molecular function: transmembrane transporter activity.